Molecule: messenger RNA, 4470 nt
Organism: Girardinichthys multiradiatus
Lineage: Eukaryota; Metazoa; Chordata; Actinopteri; Cyprinodontiformes; Goodeidae
Product: limbin-like
Exons: 23
Coding region: 272-4300 (1342 amino acids)
Biological process (GO): smoothened signaling pathway
Cellular component (GO): ciliary membrane; plasma membrane protein complex
Source: RefSeq, a predicted model, not a curated record
UGUUAAAGGAGCAGCCCGUUUUUUUCAUCUUUCCUAACUUUUCGAGACUUCCAAAUCAUAAUUUUUUGUCUCUUGUAAACUGCGUGAGUGACAACGAACAUCAGAUUCUGACAACCGGGAAAGAUGUUGAGCGCCAGCGACCAUUUUACCUUUAAUGCGUGUAGAGAAAGAUGAAGUAAAUACUUGGAGGAUUUUAACCGAGGCAAGAUGCAGAAACAAGACGGGCAGUUAGCUAGCCGCUGCGCUCGGUGGUAAGCGCGAUAAAAUACGAAUGUUUCGGGUACAUUUCAACGCGGAAAAGUUCACGUUAUGGUCGAUUUUCUUCGCUAUCAAAGUUUUGUGUUUGUAUGCUGGCUGCGGUCACGACGUGACACUGCACGCCGGAGUCACGGAGAACAGAGUUGGACAUUUUUGUUAUAACGGUACCUCUGCGGGUACAUCAUGGUACACACCAACACCUCUUUACUCAGGGAAAUAUGGCAACUUUUGCAAUCCAAUGCCUCAAUACCAGGGAGGAAGGUCAGCUGGCAUGACGAUGCUCACGAUUAACGGUAAAAUGGACAACGGGCCCCUGUCUGUUUAUGGAUAUAGCCCAUCGUCGUCUUCGGCUCCCGCAGGGCCGUGGGGACACUCUUUUUACUCCUCCUUCACCUACAUGUCAAACUUGUUGCACCUCAGAAAGAGCAGAAGCACACUCAUCCGACACAGCCCACCUCAGCCACCUCCUCAGGUGCAGAGUGUGAUACCUCCAUCUUCAUUUGGGGUUAAAUUUGACAAGUGUGCUCAGGUGAAGCUCGGCACUGAUCCCCCUCAGUUGACGUUCUUCCUGCUGAUCCACAAUCUGGGCCCCCUGAGUGGGACCAACCUUUCUCAGGUGGCCGUACGAGACUCCAUAUCUGGGAUAGUGCCCAUCAGAACCGAGGGCAGGGUCAUCGAAAGAGGCUACCAGACGUUUGCUAUUGAUUCACUGCUGGCCGGAUCUCAUGUUGUUGUUAAUUAUACUGCUCACGUAAGGAGUCACAACAAUAAGUUCCUUGAUCUUCCUGCUUUCCUGACCUUCUCUAAUGCAUCACAGAAUGAUGUCAGCAUGUUUGGGCCACUAAGAGCCAAUCUGACAUUGAAGGUAAAUUCCACUGAUAGGAUUUAUCCCAAUCACGGAGUCCAUUUUGCUGGAUUUGUUGCUGGUUUCUUUGUCACUUUGGUGCUGUUGUUGCUGGGGGUUCUCGCCCUAAAAUUCACAAGUCCCAGACCAAGAUUUUGCCUUCUUCAGCAAAGGAGGAUCAGAUGUGAUACGGACCCUGAAUAUGCAGAGUCCAGCAUGAGUGAGACAAUCAAAGAUGAGGCUGCAUUUGAAGACAAGAUGGUGGACGUCAUGGUGCUGGAGGAUCCACAGAACAUGUACCAGGGUUUGGAUAACAUUGAAAUGUCGUCACUUCUACAAGCCUCCGCUAACCUGGAGGCCACCCGGAUUCAGAUUUACAAAGACGUGAUGUCCUGCUUGCUCGCGGGCCUGCGAUCACAGGGCCAUGUCAGCGCCCAGGCCCAGCAGAGGCUGCUAAGUGUGGUCCAUGGGCAGCUGCUGGGAAUGGAGGGGCGCCUGAAGGAGGAACGAGGGGCUCGCAUGGCUGCUUUGGCUGGUCAGUGUAACCUCGAAACGCAUGAAGAGAUGGAAGCAGAGCAUCGAAGACAAGCAGCGGAAAAGGCCCAGGCCGAGCGGCUUUGUCAGCAUGCAGCACAUCAGGAGCUUCUCCAGUGCAGCAUCCUCCUGGAGAAGCUGCACAAGUUGAGCCAGAGUCACCUCCGCCGCGUCCUCUUGGUCCGGCAUGAAGAUGCUUCAGCAAAGGUCCAGAGAGAGAUCAUCGAGUGGCGGCGGGUGGAGCUGCACAAGAUCUUCUCAGAAGAACUAGAGGAGGCCACAAGGAUGGGCGAGUUAGAGAAGAGCACAGCAAAGAGUCUUCAACAUGAGUACUUUACUUGUCAGGAUCAGCUGGAAGAAGUGCUGGAUGUAGUUGUUGCCAAUCAGCGGUAUGUCCUGGCUGAACGCAGCGCUCAGAGGAAGUUCCUGGUCCACAGCCUCCACAGCCUCGAUGGCCUGAUCUCCGACACUUUCUCCAGCACCUCGAGUAACUUGGAGAGCUGGUUCACCCUCAUCAGGAGGGGGAGUAUUGUAGCUUCAGAGCAGCUGGAUCAGCUGGAAGAAAAGGCCCAGAAGGAGCUUGUUAUGUUGAGGCAAAGACUGGAUGAGACACUGAACCAAGAAAAGGGCUCUAUGCGCUGCGGACUGAUUAACAAGAGGAGAGAGCUCAUCUCAAACAUGUUGAGGGUCCACAAGCAGAGACAGAGGGAUUUAUCCAGCAUUACCAAAAGUCUGGAAGAGAAGAUAGAUGUAGCACACCAUCUGCAGUGUUGGCAGAACUUACUGACAACUCACAGCUUGGAGCUCGCUGAGCUCAUCAACAAUCUGGAUGAAGAGGGUGCUGCCGACAUCCGCAAGGUAACAAUGCGAGGAAUCCAGGGUGUGAUAGCUGAUGUUAAAGCCAUCCAGCCUUCUGUGUCACAGGCCGUGCUGGCACUCUUGCCGCCAGGCGCUAAACACCCCAUGCUGCAGGUGGAACCAGAUGUGGGGUCAGGGCAGGGUGCAGGGCGAGGGGCCACUGCUCUACUGCAGGGCCAGGAAAGGCUACAUCAAGACGGCAAGGCAGCACUGCGCACCCUCAGCUGCACCAGGGAGUCUCUGCAGAAAGGCAUGGAGCAAGAGCUGCGGGAACAGAAGGAGCUCAGGGCUCACUGGAGAGAUUUCUUUAGGUGUCUUUGUUCAUCUCAGGUGACCCUGUCUGAGGAUGACAGGCUGAGGAUGAAGCUAGAGUUUCAGAAGAGUCUGUCUGUAAUAGACUGCUGUCUGGUGCUUCCUCACGCUGUCUCCAGAACUAAACUCCAUGCUGCUUUGACUACCUGGAGAGCAAAAAGUCAAGAGGAGAUGGAAAAUAUGCAGUCCAAGGGGAAAACCACUGAGGCCAGAAAGAAAACAGACAUCUCAGAGGUGGUGUGUUUCCAAAAGAGGCUCCAGGACAGGAGUAAACUGUUUGAGAAAGAGCGGGAGAUGGAGAACAGUGUUAUGAAUAAGGUAAUGGAGGAGAUGCAGAGAGAGAGGAAGGACUAUCUGCUAUGUCAGGCAGACAAGCUGGCUAUGCAGAUGGCUACAAUCAUCUUUCAGAAGGCUGAGAGGUGGACCAAAGUGUUGGAGACAUCCAAGGCCAUGGUCACCCUGCAGAACCUGCUCAUUCAACAGCUCUGGGAGAGACAAAUCCCAGAACUACAGCAUAUGGCUCAGAGUAUACACAGCCACUGCUUGGGCCUAGAAGAAGCAGAACAACAGCUUCAGUCGGAGAGGACAGAACUGGACAGGUUACAAGUAUUUCAGCGGGGAGUACUGUUGCAUAAAAUCCAGAAAGAGGGCUUUGAGGCAGAAGAGGCCAGUGAAAAAGACCAUGUGUUUGAGCUCCAGCCAGAUUGCAGCAUGACCUCCAUUCUCCAAGAGGCACUUCACAAGUGUGAACAGGUCAUUGCCCUUACCUUUGAAAGGUUUCAAGAGAUUACCACCAGCAAACAAGUCAAGGAAGAAUUCAAAGAACAAAUCAAGCUCAAAAGACUUUAUUUGAACUGUGAUCAGGAUCUGGAGUUUGCCUCUCAGCUGGUGAAGCAGAGUCACGUCUCUGACGAUGUUCUCUUGGAGGCUCUGCGUCUCCUUCUCCCAAGUCUGCCUGAAAGUGAACUUCUUUCGAUCAGCGACGCCCUCUGCCGCAGACAUCCUGUUUCAGCUUCUGCAGAGCAUGAGCGCUUCGGAUGUGCUGGGGAGCAGAACAGAGCCAUUCCUGUCAGACUGAGGGAAAUUGUGGUGCGGAAAAACAUUACAAAUAUGCCAAACGGCGCCAUGGAAAGAGAGAGAUCUCUCAGGCUUCAGGAAAAGAGGCAGAGUGUUUUGAAAAAACUGCUCCCCAGAUCCCAUCUCCUGCUUCCAAGUGAUGCGGGACCAUUUCUAGUAGAGAGUAGAGGAAAGCAGGACGUUUUCACAAAAGCACAGCAGCCUGUGGAUGCUAUAAGGGAGGCAGUGCAUGGCCCUGCAGAGGAAAACAUGACCUCGGCCUCUGCCUGCAGUGCACCGGGCAGCCCCGCCACCAGAGAGCGCCUGUUUGUGUUUCGGAAUCCACCUGAAUCUAAUAACACUGCAGUUGUCCCGAAAAGGAAAAAGAAGAGGAAUUUUCUUAAUUUCAAGAAAGGCUCGGUUGCUCCUACAACCUGAGGCUCACAUACAAUGUCUUUUUACAAUGUUUUUAUUAUGUUGUAAAUAUAUGAUCAUAAGAAAAUCAAAUGAAUUGAGUUUUACUUUGGAGCUAAAACAGCAUAUUUUUCUACUUUUUAACAUGCAUGUAGCAUCUGGCUUUGUUUCAAUUAAAGGCAACCGACUUCUUA